Messenger RNA from Diabrotica balteata, 1124 nucleotides. The record is from the annotation of a GenBank genome assembly. NCBI's taxonomy places the organism in Eukaryota, Metazoa, Arthropoda, Insecta, Coleoptera, Chrysomelidae.
AAUAUGAGAAGGAAUCAGUGGUCACAAAAUGCGGUUACAAGUUAAAACAGUUUUUCUGUGUGCUUUUCUUUUCGCAGGUAUUACUUGCAACAUUCCCAACACGCUAAAGAAAGACUUUUUCCAAAUCUACAAAGGACUAGCAGUAGAAGCAAAACAACUCACUGGUACCCAUGUCACCAUCGACAAAUUAACCUUUACCCACUUUGACAAAAAGCAUUUGGAAAAUGGAACCUUAUUGGAUUCUUCAAAUCUGGAAGAUGUUAAGUACGCCAAAGAGAAGAUAGUAUUUAUUUUACACGGAUGGGCUAGUUCUGCGACUGUGGAUUGGGUUCUGGAUAUGAAAAAUGCUUUUCUGACUAUUUACCCGAACAGUUCUGUGAUCACAAUUGAUUGGAGUGGACCGGCAUCACAGCCUUAUUCAAUAUCUUCUAUCAAUACUUACGAUGUUGGAAAUUUCAUGGCGGAUAUGAUUCUUGACCUGAUAAAUAAGCAUAACGUUGAUAUUAAGAAAUUCCUUCUGGUGGGUCAUUCACUCGGAGGACAAGCUUGCGGAUUUGCAGGAAAAAAACUACAAUCAGUAGGUAAAAUUUUACCAAGAAUUAUUGGUCUUGAUCCUGCUGGUCCCCUGUUCAGUAUUAGACCAAAAGAUAAAAGGCUGAAUCCUACAGAUGCAGAGGUCGUAGAGGUUAUUCAUUCUGAUGGAGGAAGAUUCGGAUUUGACAAUCCCUGUGGUACUAUUGACUUCUUCCCAAAUGGGGGAAAAUGGCAACCUGGAUGCCAGAGAAUCGAUUUACUUGAUAUUACCAGCGUCGCUGAUCCAGUUACUUGUGAUCACCAGAGAUCCCACGAAUACUUCACUGAAGCCAUUCUCAAUCCCGGUGAUUUCCUCGCAACAAAAUGUACUCAAUACACUUUAUUAUUUAAAAAGUGUGAUGAAAACUACAAAGUACCGUUGGGAGACCUCACUACUACACUGAAAGGAAAUUUCUACUUCGAAACGAAUAAGGAACGACCCUAUGCUAAGAGACAACAAGGACCAGGACUGAUAAACAAGAUAUCUAAUAUUUUUAAACAUUAGAAAUUAUACUAAAUUGUUAAGCUAGUAAUAAAAAAUAGUUUGACAU